Diorhabda sublineata is the source of this 4659-nucleotide messenger RNA. Its product is annotated as protein eyes shut. The coding region runs from base 1 to 4659 and encodes 1552 amino acids. The transcript is spliced from 16 exons. The record is from RefSeq and is a predicted model, not a curated record. Lineage: Eukaryota; Metazoa; Arthropoda; Insecta; Coleoptera; Chrysomelidae. Gene Ontology annotation, cellular component: plasma membrane; protein-containing complex. Gene Ontology annotation, molecular function: calcium ion binding. Gene Ontology annotation, biological process: establishment or maintenance of epithelial cell apical/basal polarity; heterophilic cell-cell adhesion.
AUGCACCAAAUCGGUAGCCAUAAAUGGCUGUUAAUGUUAACCGUCCUUCUUAUUCAACACCACGAAGUUCAAAACGGGUUCGCUUGUUUGAGCAACCCAUGUGUUCACGGAGUUUGCUUAGACGAUUUAAAUUCUACGUAUUUUUGCUAUUGCAUAGACGGUUAUACGGGUAUUCAGUGUCAAACAAAUUGGAACGAAUGCUGGUCUUCGCCGUGUCGGAAUGGUGGAGUUUGCAUUGAUGGUAUUGCAAUGUUUAACUGUUCAUGUCCACCAGGAUAUUCAGGUAAACUCUGUGAAGACGACAUUAACGAAUGCGAAAGUAACCCUUGUCAAAAUAAUGGUACUUGCUUGGACGAACGAAAUGGUUAUACUUGCAACUGUCUUGCUGGCUAUUCGGGAACGUAUUGUGAAAUAGAUGUUGCAGUUUGUAACGCAACAGGAGAAACUCGUUGUGCAAAUGGAGGUGUAUGCGAAGAAGGUCCGGGAGAAACCUUCACCUGUAAAUGUCAAAAAGGUUGGGGUGGUUUUCUAUGCGAUUGGGAAAUAGACGAAUGUGUUUCUGCACCAUGUCAAAAUGGAGCAAUUUGCAUAGAUCUACAUGCCGAUUAUUCAUGUGCCUGUUUGUUUGGUUUUGCUGGCAGAAAUUGCGAGGAAACCAUGCAAAUUUGUGACGAAAGUCCGUGUAAAAAUGGCGCUUUAUGUAUUUAUGAAAACGAUCAACCUAUUUGUUAUUGCGUUCCUGAUUUUCAUGGAGACCUUUGCCAAUUUCAAUACGAUGAAUGCCAAUUAGGUCCGAGGUGCAUGAACGCCGGUAGUUGUAUCGAUGGUGUGGAUAAUUUCACAUGUUCCUGCCCUCCAAAUUUAACCGGAGUACUUUGUGAAUGUUUAAUAUUAUCCAACGGAAGUUUAGAUUGCGACUACGUCAGCCCAGAACCAAGUGCUUAUCCCACAACAACAACUUCUUAUUACAACUUAACGAUAUCGUCUACUAGUGUUACUAGUACUACAACUGAAGUGCCAAUUACCGAAACGACAAUUAUGACUGUUUUUCCAAAUACUUCUAUAGGUAUUGUUAGUACCUCAAGUACAAAUAUUCCUUCGUCUACUGCCACGGAUAAUGAGACUAAUUUAAGUACAACUUUUUCUUCGACAUACCCAAUAUCUACAACAGAUUUCUUCACUAGUACUACCGAAGUUAGUACUUUAAGUGCCGCCGUUACAUAUUUUACAGAAUUAACAACUAUAUACGAAAGUACUACAUCCUCGAGUAUUGAAUAUCCGGUAUAUUCCACGGAAUUUCAAUUUGAAACAUCAUCAUCAACUAUAUAUUCGAAUAUAACCUAUUCUAGUACCUUUCCAGCUGAAGUUAGUAGCGCCCCGAUGUUAUCAACUACAGAAUAUACUACUGAGCUUGACUCCGGUAGUACCUUAAGUACCACGCUCAAAUAUCAACCUAGUAAUAGAAGCAUAUCCGAAGAAACGACCACAUAUACAACCACAUUUCUUACUGCGGAACCUACUACAACAACAUUUCUCACUACUGAACCUAAUAUAAAAUUCGAAACGAGUACUGGUAUCACUACAAGCAGUACUGUUGCGAGUACUAUGUUAUCUAGUACCCAGGAAACUACUACUUUCGUUUCUAUAGAUUGUACGAAUAGUGAGACGAGAUGUUUGAACGGAGGUACCUGUAUUUACGUCGACGGAAAUUAUAAGUGCAUUUGCAACUUUGAUUACGAGGGAGAAUUCUGCGAAUCGAAAUUAGGAGUUAAAAGGGCAGCAUUUGGUGGAAACUCGUUUCUCUCUCAUCGACUCCACGUAACAUCUUACCAUAUAGUAAUCGAAUUUGAAGCGAAAACGAUGGCUAACGAUGGUAUCAUAUUUUUCGCUAACGUCAAUUCCCCACACAUGGUUUUAUAUAUGAAAAAUGGAUUUUUGAAAUUCAUUUUUUCCUGUGGGUACCAAACCAUGUUACUGAGCGAACUGAAAGUACCGGUGAAUAAUGGAUAUAAUAUGAAUAUUAAAGCUGGGCUAGAUUUCCGUGAAGAUUUGAAACAUUGUAAUGCAUCAAUAAAAAUUAAUGACAGUUUAUCGAUGACAGGUGAUCAAAUAGCUAAAAUAAUUGAUUUUCCGAAAGGUUCGGCUUGGCUACACGUUGGAGGUUUACCGCAAUAUUUGGCUAUGGAAAUUGGGCUUCCAGUGGGAGGCUUUGUUGGCUGUAUGGCUAAUUUAAAGAUUGGAAAUAGAACGGUGAAGAUCUACGAUGAUGCAGAAGACGGUUACGAAGUUACAGAAUGUUCUUCAUUGGCUUGCCUGUCGAACCCAUGUAGGAACGACGCGUUUUGCAGUUCAGUUGGCGAUGAAUGGCAGUGUCAUUGUAGGAACGGUUACUUAGGAAAAUCGUGUGAAGUAUCUAUUUGUGAUGAUAAUCCAUGUCUUUUUGGCGGUACUUGCAUUCCUUUCACGAAUAGUGGCUAUAUUUGUUUGUGUCCGUAUGGAAAACAUGGUCAUUUUUGUGAAAACGAUAUCAAGAUAACGCAGCCAUAUUUCUCGUCGUCUGUCCACGGUUUAUCGUCUUUCGUAGCUUAUCCAUUUCCGGAUGGUAUAUCAAAGACAAUGGAAAUUAAAUUUCGAUUUGCUCCAACAACCAUGGAACAGAUUUCCAUACUAUUAUUUAUAGGACAGGCCGGGCACCAUGAUUUUUAUUCGGACCAUAUCGCAGUGAGUUUCGUUAGAGGUUAUAUUAUGCUCACAUGGAAUUUGGGAUCUGGUCCCAGGAGAAUUUUUACGUCACAGUCGAUAAAACCAGGAGCUACUGAUUAUCUAGUGAAAUUGGGUCAUACUGGUCGGAGGGCAUGGUUAUAUGUAGAGCAUUUGGGAAAUGUUACGGGAAGAUCACCUGGAAAUUUGGUACAACUAGAUGUAGUACCACUUCUUUACGUAGGAGGAUUUGAUGUGAGAAAUUUUUCUACGCUUCCUCACGACCUACCAUUACAUACGGGUUUCUCCGGAUGUAUUUACGACAUUGAAAUGAAAUCCGGGAGUGUAGUUAUACCGUUCCAGGGUUCCAUGAAGGCAUUUGGCAGGGCAGUCGGUCAAUGUGGUACUAGUGAAUGUCACGAGAGAAGUUGCCAAAACGGUGGAGCAUGCCUACAUCACGGAAGUACUUUUAUGUGUUUGUGUCAAGAUGAGUGGUUCGGACCAUUAUGUUCAUCUAGAUUCAAUCUGUGCGAUGGUAAUAUUACAAAAUGCUCGGAGAAUUCUAGGUGUGUACCUUUAUUGUCACAUUCUGAAUGUGAUUGUCCCUUUGGCAGAGUUGGAACAACCUGUGAAAAAAUUGAAAAUAUAACUGAUGUGAGUCUAACUGGAAUUAGGUCUUUCAUCAAGCUUAAUCCGAUGGAAAUUGAAGGCAAUAAGUUUCAUAUUGAAUUCGAGAUUAGGAUUCUAAAAGACCACGGGAUUGUUAUCUUUAUGGGAACGAAGGAUGUCAGAUUUAUUUGUUUAUCUUUGCAAAAUGGUUUACUAGAAUUUAAAAUACAAACAGGUAGUAGUAAGAUUAGCUCAACAGGCAUUGUUAUACGCAGUUCGAUACUUCUUAUAAAAGGAGUAUGGCACAAAAUACAAUUUGGAAGAUUCGGCAAAAAAGUAUAUUUAUCAGUAGAUAAAACCGUCAACACUGGCGUUCUAGAUACCAUCUAUACCCCAAAUUUCAAUAAAGAAACCAUAUACAUAGGCGGUUUACCAGAUAUGUCACAUUUACCACUGUUCGCUGCAUCCGGCGUACCAGUACAUUUCAAAGGAUGCAUUCGACAUCUUUCCAUUGAUACCACAGCAGUACCAUUAACCGCCGAUAACGUUCGCCAAUCGAGAAAUUUGAUAGAUUGCGAUGGAACACCUUGUGGCGGCGAAGCUUGUUACAACGGCGGUACUUGUUGGUUAGAUUCUUUCAUGAAUCCGCAUUGCUCUUGUCCGGUUCCUUAUUACGGAGAAAAAUGCGAAAAUGUGAAAGUGUGCAACGAGAGGACGUGCAAAAAUAGAGGAAUAUGUAUAAAUAACAGAUGUACUUGUCAAGUGGGUUGGUCUGGAGCGUUUUGCGAAUACGAAAUCGCAGUUAAUAACCCAAAAUUCAACGGACGCAGCUAUCUUAUAAUGAGAAAAGUUGGUGAUAGAAAAAGGGAGUUGAAAGAAGGCGUUCGAAGGAUAUUUUUGAAUUUUACAACUGUUAAUCCUAACGGUUUACUAUUUUGGAAUAAAAAGGGUGGCGAUCAUUUGGGUCUAGGCUUAGAAAAUGGUUUUUUGAAAGUUGUUAUCGCUUCUGAGAAAAUGAAACAAAACAUCCUCGAAGUUCCUUCUUAUACUAAAGUAACUGACGGUCUUUGGCAUAAACUCGAUCUAAAUAUCGAUCUUCUGAAUUUAACAAUCGACGACAAAGUAAUCGCAAUUCGGAAAGCACCUAGAUACUCCCAAUUUUAUCCAAGUGGAAAUUUUUUCAUCGGUGGAAUUCCGAAUGUCACUAAUUUGAUUACUGAAACCGACGGCGUUUUCACACAUAAUUUCGAGGGAUGUAUAGCUUCUUUUGGUACAAAUUUAGACGUUAUUACUGAUUUUAGUCAUAUGGAAGGUUUAAACAUCGAUACGUGUGAGGUUUUAGCACACUGA